This is a messenger RNA of Clonostachys rhizophaga, 1296 nucleotides long. The record is from the annotation of a GenBank genome assembly. NCBI's taxonomy places the organism in Eukaryota, Fungi, Ascomycota, Sordariomycetes, Hypocreales, Bionectriaceae.
AUGGAUGCUUACACGCCGACCCUGGUGGCUCUUUUAAUUAUUCUAGCUGUUGUAUUUCUUCGCCAGAAAAAACCCAGCAGCCCUCCACUGUUGAUUAUUACGCAAGUUGAAGGUGAGAAAUCGAAUACUGUUGGUGAUGAACUCGUCACUUUCCGCGCCAGAUUUCUACAGAUCUACUCUCUCGCCAUUGCUGCGGAUUGGUUACAGGGAUCUUUUACCUACAGCCUUUAUAAAAAUACCCACCAGGUCACCGAGACGACAAUCGCAUCGCUUUUCAUCACGGGUUUUCUCAGUGCAGGAAUUGGGGCAUUCUUCGCUGGCACCUUUGCUGACAGGUUCGGUCAAAAACGAGCCUGUUUGUCCUAUUGCUUCUUAUACGCAGUGUCUUGUCUGCUGAUAAUGUCUCCAAAUCUAAAACCACUCUUCAUUGGGAGGGUUUUGAGCGGUCUUGGCACAACCAUUCUAUUUACGGCCUUUGAGGCUUGGAUGAUUGCCGAAUGCAAUAGGCUCGGGUUUGGGGACGAUGAUGGGAUAUUGAACUCCAUUUUUGGGACCAUGUCGGUUCUCAAUGGCUUCAUUGCCAUCACCUGUGGACUGGUUUCUCAGCUUCUCGUGAAACUGACUUCUUCUGAGAAGGCACCCUUUAUAGCCAGUAUUAUCUGCCUUGUGCCAGCUUCAUAUCUUAUCUCAACCUCAUGGGUUGAGAAUUAUGGUACAAAGAAUCUUAGUUCACGUGUGCCCUCCGAUGGAACAUUGUCCCGACUAUGGCCGAGAAUCUUUACUGUGACAUACGUGACAACUUUUCUCGAAGGGUCAAUGUACAUCAUGGUGUUUUCCUGGGCAGGGAUUCUCAUCUCGGACGAUAAAACCUCGAAUAACUCAGUCAGCCUCCCGUUCGGUAUCAUCUUCGCAUCAUUUAUGUCUUCAAUGACCCUUGGCUCGUAUAUCUUCAAAAUCGCGACGAAACACGACAACCAUUCACUUCAAGUCUCUUCACAUGCAAUCCAAAUAGCCUUGUCAUUCGCUGCAUCCGGUCUUCUGCUUGCUGUCAUGUUUGAGCGGGCGAUUUUCCGAUUCUGGGCGCUAUGUCUAUUUGAGCUUUCGCUUGGAAUAUACUUCCCAGCAGUUGCGUACGUUAAAGGUAUUUUGGUUCCAGAAGAACACCGGGCAAAGAUUUACGGGGCCAUGAGACUUCCAGUGAAUGCCUUCGUCAUGUUUGUCCUCUCCAAGGUUGAAGACACGGACGAAAGCCGCGAAGACCGGCUUGUAAGGUACGAGGGCAUUGAUAUCUCGUGA